Messenger RNA from Xenopus tropicalis (tropical clawed frog), 3037 nucleotides. RefSeq names its product DEAF1 transcription factor (gene deaf1). The transcript has 12 exons. The coding region runs from base 134 to 1570 and encodes 478 amino acids. Gene Ontology annotation, cellular component: nucleus. NCBI's taxonomy places the organism in Eukaryota, Metazoa, Chordata, Amphibia, Anura, Pipidae. Gene Ontology annotation, biological process: regulation of transcription by RNA polymerase II. The record is from RefSeq and is a predicted model, not a curated record. Gene Ontology annotation, molecular function: DNA binding.
ACCGGAGGCUCGCCGGAACCGUUCGUCGAUUUCCGGAAGGCGUCGGGCGAGUUCGCGUUUCAGCUCCGACAGAUUGUCCCGAAAGGUUGUUCGGGUUUUUCCGGGAACGCGUCGGUUUUUUUCGGAAAAUCCGAUGGAUGAAACUCAAGCUGCCAGACUUGGCUUGUCAGAAGCGGCUGCAGCUGUAGCUGCGGUGGCAGCUGCUGUUAGGGAAAGCCCGGAGGUAACCUCAGUGACUGUAAUGACAGGCCCUGAAGCAAGAAACGCAACAGGAAACGGGUAUGCUGAGGUCACUGUUUCCAGCGUUGGAGCCCCGGGAGAAAAUGUAUUCACCACUUCAGUGGCCAGUGCUACCUCCCUCUCUGAUCACGUCCUUACGGACCGAGCAGCGCUGCAGAUAGGAGACAGCCUGAGCACAGAGAAAGCCACAUUAAUCGUGGUUCACACUGAUGGCAGUAUUGUGGAGACACAGGACCUCAAAGUCCCUUCUGCUCCAAUGACCCCAGGAUCAGAAGGUUCCACUACCCCCCUAUCACCAGGGCCGGAGAAAGAUGGCACUAAAUACAGCUGGGACUCUUCUGUGUAUGAUAAUGAGCUACCAGUGCGGUGCCGGAAUAUCAGUGGCAUCUUGUACAAGAACCGCCUGGGAUCUGGAGGGCGGGGACGCUGCGUGAAACACUUAGAUGGUUGGUACACCCCCACCGAGAUUGAAGCUAUGGCUGGCCGGGCCAGCAGUAAGGACUGGAAGAGAAGCAUUCGCUAUGCUGGCAGGCCUUUGCAGUGCCUCAUACAGGAUGGACUGCUCACCCCUCACGCUGCUUCGUGCACAUGUGCGGCUUGCUGUGAUGAUCUCAGCUUGAGUGGUCCUGUGAGGCUGUUCGUCCCUUACAAGCGCCGAAAGAAAGAAGGCGAACUGCCAGCUGUUCCUUCCAAAAAAGACCCGACUAAAAACAUCACGCUCCUGCCUGGCACAGCCUCGGCUACCUUCACAGUAUCACCCUCUGGGCAGAUCACAGCCACCGACUCCCUAGCAUUUGAGAGAGCAGCCACUGCGGAGGCAUCAGCCAUCCUCUCCGACAGCCCACCUCAGGGAGAUGUCUACACUGGGCCUACAGUACUGACGUCACUCCCUGCUUUAGCCCUUGCUCCCAGCACUCCUACCAAAGAGACCUCCCCUGGAGGAGUAAAUGGGCUGGAAGUAUCGGACCAGCAGCGGCCAUGGCUGUACCUGGAGGAAAUGGUGAAUUCUCUGAUCAACACGGCGCAGCAGCUGAAGUCUUUCAUAGAUCAAGCCAAGAGUGAGGCUGCUACUGAUAGGAAGGAGUUUACCGGCCAUUUGUUCCAGCCGGCAGAUGAAAUUGAUGGGAAGCAGGAGAUUCUCCUUAGGCAGUCCUGUGUUAAUUGCGGCAGAGAAGCUCUGAAUGAAUGUACCGGCUGCCACAAAGUCAAUUACUGCUCGAUCUUUUGUCAGCGGAAGGACUGGAAGGAUCACCAACAUCUGUGUGGCCAGGCAUCCACUCUCUCAGUCCAUGCAGAGGAGGUACAUGUCACAGAGAAAGAUCCAGUCUGAUAGAUUUCCCAUCUCAUAUGACUUUCAGUUAUGUCCUCUCCUGACCAAGAAAAAUAAAUGAGGAGAAGCAAACGCUUUCAGUGCCACAAACACAGAGAUAAGCCACCGGCUAUCGGCAGAACUGCAGGGAAUCCUAACCAAAGUCCUGUAAUUCCUCCAAAGAAGGGCUGAAAAUCACAUUUAUACUACAUUAGUGUAAUCAAUGCCCAAAAAGUCGCAGCCAUUGUGUUAGGUAUUGGUGGAUAUAUCUAUAUAUAAAGUGAAGCCAAAAAGAAUAUGGAAACAGUAGUCAUAUAACCACACUCUUAUUGAGGCUGUGGCCAAUAAACAUUACUCUCAGGCAGCCAAAUUGAAAGUCCGAAAGUAAACUGUAUCCUACAGCAAUAAAGGGAUUAUACAGUAUGCAUUGUUCUUUAAGAGAAAGUAUGAACAAAUAAGUCAUUGUGUACCUUCAGAACUCCUUAACACAGAUAGAGGCUACUGUAUAAUGUACCUUAGAAGUGAUAAGCCUGAAAAUUUUCUCUGUAGACCAAAGUGAUAGCUGCAUCUUCUGUACUUUAUGGCCAAAAGUAUGUGAAUAUCUGGCUGUCUAACAUCUCAUUAAAAUCAAAACCAAAGUUAUAUUAAUAUGAACUUGGGUCCUCUCUUUGCUGCUAAGCCUUUACCCUUGGCUCUUUUAGGGAGACUUUCAACUAGAUGUUGGGCACGGAUGUUGAGGCCUAGCUCGCAGUUAGUGUUCCAGUUCAUCCCACAGGGAUUCAGUUGGAUUGAGGUUAGGACUUUGUGCCAACCAAUAAAGUUCUUCUACUCCCAUCUCAGCAACUUCUGAAUGGACCUCAUUCACACCAGUAUCAGCAACAAUGGGUGUGGCUUUAUUAGAAGGUGAGGAAGCAGACCCUUCAGUCAUGAGUGGGGGGGGGGGGGGCAGGAGGUCCCAGACCAAUCCUGCUUGCUUCUCCCACUAGCAGCCACUCAUACCUAGUGGGGUGGGGGGUGGGUUGCUGUUGCUUUACACUGGGCCCCUACACAGAUUUUUUUCUGGCAGGGGGGCCUUGGGUGGGGUAGUUAUACCACUGUCCACACAUUUUUGCCCAUAAAGUGUAUUUAUGAAAGGAAGUGUAUUUCUAAAGGAAAAUAAGUUGUGUGCGGUAUUUCCAGUGAUAUACGGUAUAUAGCUAUUACAAAUCAACAGUAAUAUUCAUCUAUCCAUGGAUAUGAAUGCAACGGCAAAAUAUCCAUGAAAAUGGAUAUAGCUACUGGUUUUGGUUAUGUUUAUCUGUUUGAUGAAAUUUAGGUUUUUUGUUGUAUUCAGAAAAGGAAAAUUGGUUCCCAAAGACUAACAAUAUGAGAGUGGAAUUCUUGUAUGUCUGCUUUAGAGCAAACAGGAUACUUUGUACUCUUUAUUUUCAUUGAUAAAUAACUGUGUAUGAAGGUAGGAGCUGUAUAAAUAAAACCUUGUUUAUUUAA